Verruconis gallopava is the source of this 1853-nucleotide messenger RNA. RefSeq lists its product as uncharacterized. Gene Ontology annotation, cellular component: mitochondrial large ribosomal subunit; nucleus. The transcript is spliced from 2 exons. Gene Ontology annotation, molecular function: structural constituent of ribosome; single-stranded DNA binding; DNA strand exchange activity. The record is from RefSeq and is a predicted model, not a curated record. Gene Ontology annotation, biological process: positive regulation of mitochondrial DNA replication; DNA recombination. Lineage: Eukaryota; Fungi; Ascomycota; Dothideomycetes; Venturiales; Sympoventuriaceae. Bases 143 to 1597 code for a protein of 484 amino acids.
AAAAGUUACCUUCCACUGGCCAUCCGCAUCCCACCACGUUUCGUCAGCAUCAAUUGCUGAGCGCCAUCCAAUGGACCGGUAGCGUCGAAAUAUAAAUCCAAAUUUUGCUCUCACACACACUCUCUCUCAUUGCUCAGACAACAUGUCUGUCGCCCUACGUGCGCGACAGCCGCCGUCGAAGCCGCAUCACGGCAAGUUCAUCUACCUUUUCACCAACCUCAAGACGAAUCAAGUCAUCUACUCAUUAGAGAAAGAAAUCCACACGGAGCGACAAGAGCGUAUGCUCCUCAAGCAGCUUACCUUCUACGGCAAAAAGACUGUUCCCACAAAGCUCCGGAAGGAUCUCUGGAAACCGUACGCCACCGUCACAUUCCCGCGCGCAGAAGAUGGCCUGCAGGUGUUCAAGCUGCUCAAGGAGUACCGCAUGGUGCGAGACUACGCUUGGACGUUCGAGCCUACCACCGCAGACAUUGCGAAAGCGUCGCAACAGGAGCAAAAACUGCUAGGCUCUAACGAGAAUGAGGAUGGUGUGGACAAUGGCUACCGCGGCCUCGCAAAGCUGCCAACACGUUUCAGCGAGAGCGUGCUGUCACACUACACAUUUUAUCCGUCCAAAAAGGAGCGCGCGAAGUUACUCAUGGACCAACGGGCCACCUCAGUCGCUGAUUUAGCUCACAUCAUCACUCGGCAGCUGACCCCACCUCCGGAUGGAAUUUCGAAUGCCGAGCGCAAUGCAGAGAGGCAGCGCAGGAAGCUGUGGGCUAAGGUGCAAAGCCUGGCAGCUACGCCAAAAGAAGAGAUACAGAAGCUAGAGCAAGAACGAGCCGAGCUGCAGAAGGCCUCGGCAACAGCAACGCACGCGCAGAUGAGAAACCUUGAAAAGGCGAGGAUGAAGAGACGGAAGAAGCGUAUUGACCAGAUCACGGCGUACCUGAACCGGCUUCGCAAGGCGCGCGAAGCCGUCGCGUUCGUGACGGGCAACGGCGAAGACGUGCCGGAGUCGGCGCGCGCGAAGUGGUCCAAGACGCUGAAGUACAUUGUGCAGAUGCAGGACCCCUCUCGCCCGGUCAUAUCGACGUACGAUCGAGCGGCCGCGGAGGCGCGGCGCCAAGCCGAAGCGACGGCACGCCCGUCCAACUGGCCCAAGUCGACGAAAUAUGACGCCGAUGGCGAGACGCCUGUGCCGCCGAAGAUGCUGACGCGGCGAGACAGGAUUGCAUUGAAGCACGCGGAACCGCAGGUGGACGAGAGGCCGGCCAAGGGACUCCCUGAGGACAGCGUGCUGAUCCAGUGGGCCAACCUUCCGGACGCGCAGUUCGCGGCGGAAUGGCACGCGAACGUUGUGCACGAGCCGAUGGAGGACGCGUACGUCAAGAAAGCUGCCAAGGCGUAUGAGAGGCUCAGACACGAGGAAGAGGCUUCAUCGGAGGCCGGCGAAAACGCCGGCGAGCUGGCCGAUAGGUAUGAGCCGCCCUCAUUACCGUCGGAACACGCGGCAGGUUCCGCUGCCGAGGCGAAGCCGGAGGAGAAGGUCGGCUUUUUAGGCGCGCUGAAUCCGAUGAGGUUGUUCAGGGGAGGGAGCGAUGCUAGACCGUGAGCGCACGCUGCUUUACAGGUAGGGACUGCAUGAUCGUGUAAAUAUAGAUGGUCUUGAAGGAAAAGAAGAAUGCGUGUAUUAUCUACUGCUUCAGAACAUCACCAACAACUUGCAUCUUUGAAGAUAUGAUACUCUCUUUCUCUCCCGCAUCUUUGGUUCUGGCUUGAUGAAUGUUUGUUGGGGUAACCAUCUCCGUCCCCCGACAGUCGAUAGAUAGCAACUCAUAUUCUGUAAUGUACUUCGUGCUCGUACCUCA